This is a messenger RNA of Talaromyces stipitatus ATCC 10500, 2336 nucleotides long. RefSeq names its product efflux pump antibiotic resistance protein, putative. The record is from RefSeq and is a predicted model, not a curated record. The coding region runs from base 42 to 2336 and encodes 764 amino acids. Gene Ontology annotation, biological process: transmembrane transport. Gene Ontology annotation, molecular function: transmembrane transporter activity. The transcript is spliced from 7 exons. Lineage: Eukaryota; Fungi; Ascomycota; Eurotiomycetes; Eurotiales; Trichocomaceae.
CAAUUAGGGUUCCAUGAUAUCGUCCUUCGGAGAAUUGAAUUAUGGCUUUACACUGUUCACAGUCAGCCGCCACACCAAUGAAGGAAAACCGAGGAAGUGUCAGUGCCAAUGGCCACACAAACGACACAAAACACCAAACGAUUGUCACAACGUAUUCUACAGCUUCCCGGACUGUAAUGAACAUCAACAGCAAUAACGUCGGUGACGAUAAUGAUAUCGAAUUGCAGACAACUCAACAUUCUGAUCAACCUCUACAUGAAGGUUGGAUAUUGACCUCGCGUGAAUGGUGGAUGGUGGGCUGCUUUGUUGUUAUGACCAUGAUGGUUACCAUGGAUGCUUUGAUAGUAAUCCCGAUUCUUCCAGAAAUCGCAGAGAAAUAUCACUCCAGCCCAUCGAGAGAUACGACGUGGCCUAUUACUGUCUAUACUCUCGCCAAUGCAACCCUGCAACGCUGCUAUGUUUCUCUAAUGGAAAUCUUCGGCCAGAAAAACAUUCUCAUAGGAGGGCUAUCUAUGUUUACUAUAGGCUUGAUUCUACUCUCAGCUUCACCUUCACUGUUCCUGGUACUGUUAGUCGGCCGUGGUAUCCAAGGGGCUGGUACAGCAGCAAUGAUCUCAAUUCCUUCCGUCAUGCUGAUGGAUUUGAUUUCGGGACGACGCAGGACAAUCUACAACUUUGUCAUAUUCUUCGGCGGCGCGAUUGGUGCGGUCCUGGGACUGGUCUUGGGUGGGCUGUUCAUGAGGGAAGGCUCCUGGAAGUGGAUAUUCUAUAUUUCACUUCCGUUCUGCUUUAUGCUACUUCUCGUGACUCCUUUCGCUGUCCAGCCAAUUGGAGAAUCCCUGAAGUCAAAGAAGAGAUUAAUGAAUGUCGACUGGACUGGCAUGUUGCUGUUCUCUGCUAGUAUGGCUGCACUACUGCUCGGUCUUACGUGGGCUUCGAGUCUUCAGAAACAGCUUAAAUGGGAAGUGCUUGUGGCGCUCGUUGCUGGAGCCUUUGGGAUCAUGGCUACAAUGGUAUAUGAGACGUCAGGAGCAUCACGGCCAUUUUUGCCCGUUAUUGUUUUAAAGGUAUCUCCUGUCACAUUUGUAUGUGUGCUGGUACAAAGCCUUUUGAUUUCCGUACAAUUAGUCUAUAUUCCCGCAUACCUUCGAGGAGUACAUCAUUUGUCAUCUACUUCCAUUGGACUCAUUCUAAUCGCAAUGCUCGCGACCAUGCUUCUAGUCAAUGCUGGCGUUGAUUUUGUACCUACCAAAAUCUAUCAUUAUCGAUGGCCUCUGUGGCUCGGAUGGGCACUGAAUAUUAUAUCCUCUGCAAGCACGGCUUUGUUUAAUACGCGUACAACACUUCGAGUCUGUGUCAUUGUUAUGAUUGUUAUGGGUUUGGGUCACGGUAUCACAAUAUCUGCCACUCACAUGGCUCUUCAUAACCUGUCAAGGGGGGUACACCCACAGCGUGAUACAGCAUUGAUAGCAAACUUUGUUCGAACGGCAGGAUUUUGCUUAGCAAUUGCCAGCGCAGAUUCGGCUUUUCAUACCCGAAUGAGUAUACACAAUAGACACCACACUGCUGCGCAAGCCUAUGCGUUGAGCUUUCAGGAUUUGAUGCGUGUUUUGACCGCUUUGGCCGGAUUCGAAUUCAUGUUAUUCGUUAUGUGCGCAUAUACUGGAGGCAGGAUCUUAGGGAUCAACACCUGGUAUCUUGUUCUUUGGAUGCCGGAUAAAAAGAGGGCAAAGUUGACAAAGCUUGUGAUGUACACAGCAUAUACACACCAGGGUUGUCGACGUCACACUGUACGAUCCACAAACAAACUAGCAGAAUUGCUUCGCUAUAACUUUCUUCCUACCGUACUCGCCCCUUUUGAAAACCCAAAAGUGGGUGCAGUCGAGACGAGUAAACGUGCGCUUCGUAUUGAGAAGGACUUUACAACAGCAGCCUUCUGGAAGAUGCUUGGUGUCAUGUAUCUUGAACGCCAGGAUUUCGACGUCAGGGCAAAAAAAGCGCUUGAUGGUGGUCUAUUCGUCAACUCCGGAUGGACUUCUGCUCAUCGCACCUCAAUCUUGCAGUCUCCUGGUUUCCUAAAUGGAUAUUUGAAUGAGUUGCUCUUCUUCCGCUUAUUUGGUCCUCUCAAAUGUGAAGAUGAUAAUUACAUCAGACGAACUUUUGUUGAUCGAAAUCGUGCCAAGGCUAAAGUCUUUUCAGCUGCUUUCACCAUCCCAUUAUUCGGGACGACGACGAUGAUCUUCCUUGAAAAUUUUGAGAAUAGACGACAAUCAUUUACCAAGUCCUUAUUCCCCGCAUCCACUGUAGGAAGAAUAAAAGUCACAUCGUUGAAAUGA